ACUCCAUUAUUGGCACCUGCUUCUCUGAGUGAAACCUCUGAAAUAGUUACGAGCUUGGAUCAGUCUACAGAUCAAGAAAUGGGUGGUUAUUCACCAGAGAGCUCACUUUCUACUCCUCCUCCAGUCCAAAGAGUUAUGGAUCCAGGAUUUCUAGACAUGUCUGGUAUUUCAUUUCCUGAACUCACCAACUUGACAAAAGUAUCUGACAUCUCUGCCACCUUCAAGAUGCCAACGGCAGACACUUCAGGAGAAACUGAAAAUCUAACGUCUAACAGUGAAUCUACUGGUUAUUUUGAGAAUCUCACAGCUUUGGACCCUGAAGACUUGACCACAUAUCCUGAGGGUUCAGCUAAGCAGCCUGAGCUGGAUCAGCCAAUACCUUCCGUUUCGUCUUUACCUUCUCUUGUUCUUCCUAAUGAAAUUUCAACAACAGCACUAGGAACUGAUCCAAAUAACCAAGAAACAAAGCUACUCCUAAACAGUACUGAGAGCUCAUUAUCCACUACUACACUUAAACCUGAUGAAGAAAAAGCACAUGCACAGAAAGAAGUUACACAGGAGCAGUGA
Tinamus guttatus (white-throated tinamou) is the source of this 567-nucleotide messenger RNA. The record is from RefSeq and is a predicted model, not a curated record. NCBI's taxonomy places the organism in Eukaryota, Metazoa, Chordata, Aves, Tinamiformes, Tinamidae.